CUUAUAGCACAUUAAAGUGACAGUGCAUGCAGUAGCAGCAAUGAUGCAUCAGUUUUUUGUCAGGAUGUUUUUACUCCAAUGGCAAAUUGUACUGAUGGUGAUGUUAGAUUAGUUGGUGGUAGUACAGUAUAUGAAGGAAGAGUUGAAGUGUGUUUCAACAAAGCAUGGGGGACCAUCUGUGGUAGAUAUUACGGCUGGAGUAGUGAUGAUAUUCGUGUAGUGUGCAGGCAGCUAGGACAUGUAGGGCUAGGCUCAUCCAGUUAUUCUCAGUUUGAGCCUGGUGUAGGCCCUAUUUUCAUGUCUUAUGUUGGCUGUUCUGGAUCUGAAAAUAAUUUAUUUGAGUGUUCUUAUAGUCAACCAUUUCAUUAUUCCUAUUGCAGCCAUUCUGUUGAUGCCGGGCUCACUUGUGAAGCUCCUUGUCAAAAUGGUACAGUGCGCAUAGUUAGUGAGUCUGGCAGCUAUUUCAGAAGAUAUGGACGUGUAGAAGUUUGUGUGGCCAAUGAGUGGGGAACCAUUUGUGAUGAUUAUUGGAAUGACAUGGCAGCAACUGUAGUCUGCAAAAUGCUGGGCUAUUCACCUUAUGGAGCCAAGGCUUUAACUAAUACUUUUACUGAAGGAUCCUUGCAUGUUCACUUUACACAUCUCAAUUGUAGUGGCUCAGAAAAAUCAAUUUUUCAAUGUGCUUACAACGAACUAGCUGGUUAUUCUUGCAGCAAUUAUGACGAUGCUUCCGUCAUUUGUCAAUUAAAUGAUGUACAGCAUUCAAACUGCACUACUGGUGAUAUUAGACUGACUGGUGGAUCCAAUGAAUAUGAAGGAAGAGUCGAAUAUUGUACUAAUGGAGUUUGGGGCUCUGUCUGUGAUAAUAGUUGGGACAAUAGAGAAGCAUCUGCUGUCUGUAGGCAACUGGGAUACAAAGGUUCAUCCUAUAAAGCUAAUUCAUAUUUUGGAGUUGGGACUAAUCCAUUGCUUAUCUAUUAUACAUAUUGUUCAUCAAGUGCCACCAACUUGCGUGACUGCAGCUUUCGCUGGCUCCCUUCCUAUUCUAGUUCUUGCAAUAACUACCAUGAAGCUGGUGUGAUAUGUGAAUCCAACUCUUGUACCAAUGGACAAGUUAGAUUACAUGAUGGUGAUUCAGAAAGACGUGGUAAUCUACAAAUUUGUUAUAAUAGCACCUGGCAGGCAGUUUGUGGACAAGGAAAUUCAAGAGUUGAUAAUAACCUUGCCUCAGUUGUAUGCAGUGCAUUAGGAUACUCAAGAUAUGGCUACGGGAAUGAAUCUAGUAUACUUGGUUGUCAAUAUGACACAGUAGGGACAUGCUCUAGUAGCAGUGCUGUUGGAGUUGUGUGCUCUCACAACACUAUUAAAGCUCCAGUGAACUGUACUGAUGGCAGUAUAAGACUCUAUGGUGGUUCCAGUACAAUGGAGGGUAUACUGCAUGUGUGUGCUAAUGGAGCAUGGGGCACAGUGUGUUCAGGUUAUUGGUAUGAUCGAGAUAAUGCUGUAGCUUGUCGUCAACUUGGGUUCUUAUCAUAUGGUUAUGAAACUCAUAGUUCAGUUAAUGAUUUUCCAGCAAUUUUUUCUUAUUUCAGCUGUCAAGGAACUGAAAAUAGUUUAUAUAAUUGUAGCUACACUGGAUUGAGGUAUGCUUCCUGUACAAACCGUCAGGUCAUCAAAGUCACCUGUGAAGAGCAAUGCAAAGAAAAUGCAGUUCGCCUCAAUGGUGGCUCAAACUAUUAUGGUCGAGUUCAGGUCUGCACUGGAGGAGAAUGGCGUACUAUUUGUACAGAUUACUGGGACAAUAAGGAUGCUAGUGUUGUAUGUAGGCAGUUAGGAUACUCACCUUAUGGAGCACUGGUUGGUGAAUACUGGUGGUAUGGUAGUUCACUAUAUACUAAUGUUCUCAGAGGUGUUAAUUGUGUUGGGAAUGAGACUAGUCUUCAAGACUGUCCUAGAGACAGCAGUGCUAGCUGUGGUUCUAGUUAUUAUCAUGCCACUGUCAUUUGUCCAGUUCAUGGAACUGUGUCAUACUCCAAUUGUACUGAUGGAGAGGUUAGACUUUUCGGUGGAUCUACUGAAUAUGAAGGAACUGUUGAGAUAUGUCGUAAUAGUGCCUGGGGGACAAUAUCCUACUAUUCAAUUUCAGACUUUACUGCACAAACAAUUUGCAAUCAAUUAGGAUACACUGCACCAGGUGCUACAAGUGUUCGUUAUUCUUAUUUUGGUGAAGGUAGUGGUCCUAUUUUAAUGGGUUAUCUGUAUUGUUCAUCAGUUACAACUUCUUUAUCAAACUGUUACAAUCAAACAUAUUCUAUAACUUAUUAUAGUCAUUAUUAUGACAUUGGAGUCAGAUGUGAAUCUUCUUGUACAAAUGGUGACAUCAGGUUGAUAGGCAGUAGUAAUCCUCUUGUUGGUAGAGUUGAAGUAUGUUUUGAUACAACUUGGGGUACAAUAUGUGAUAACAAUUGGGACAAUAAUGAUGCUACUGUUGUUUGCAGGCAAUUGGGAUUCUCAGAUCAAGGAGCUAUUGCUGGUCAAAAUUCUUACACUGAAGGCCUUAAAUUUUUUCACAUUACUAAUCUCAAUUGUCAGGGAACUGAGGAAAGUGUGUUUAAUUGCUCUUAUAGUAAUGUUCAGUCUGUGAGCUGUAAUCAAUAUGAUGAUGCUUAUGUAACUUGUACAGCUCCUAGCACAGGAGAUAAUUGUACAACACUGGGUGAUAUCAGAUUAGUUGGUGGUCAGUCACAGUAUGAAGGUCGUGUUGAAAUAUUUUUUGAUCUUAACUGCACUGGUACUGAAGAAGCAAUUUUGGACUGUUCUUACAUUGAACAAGGCUCCUACUCCUGCAGUAGAUACUAUGAUGCAGCAGUAAUCUGUCAAAAUAAUGCUACUACUAGUGUCAGUUAUAAUUGUUCUGAUGGUGAUGUACGUUUGAUUGGUGGUAUCAAUGAUGCUGAAGGACGUGUUGAAAUGUGUUAUAAUAAUUUCUGGGGGCAAGUCUGUCAUAAUUCAUGGAGUACAUCUGAUGCUAAUGUAGUCUGUAAACAACUUGGAUAUCAAUCUACUGGUUCUACUGCAUAUCAGUAUAGCUAUUUUGGAAAUGGACCAGAUUCUCAUAUUAUCUCAAAUCUCUAUUGUGGUGGAUCUGAGUCAUCUCUGCUAAGUUGUAGCAGGAGUAGUGAUAGUUUUAUUUCAGCUGCUCAAUAUUGUGGUGAUGGUAGUGUAGCUGGUGCUGUUUGUUUGGGCACAGCAGAAUGUGAGCAUGGUGCAGUGAGGCUUGUUAAUACUUAUACUGAUGCUACUAAUGUUGGUAGAGUUGAAUUGUGUAUUGAGAAUACAUGGACUACACUAUGUGAUCAAAGCUGGGAUCUCAAAGAUGCACAAGUCAUCUGCAGACAGUUGGGAUUCUCUAUAUAUGGUGCUUUACCUGAACAUAACUGUUAUACUGAGUACCAGCUAUCAUUUGGAAUCACUGACCUCAAUUGUACUGGCAGUGAAGAUCAAUUCCUUAAUUGUUCUUACAGUAAUGCUGCAUUACACAACUGUCAGUCUCACAAUGACGCCAGUGUUGUAUGUCAAAGAACUGCUUAUCAAGCUAACUGCACUAAUGGUCAAGUGAGACUGGUUGAUGGUAGCACAGAAGAUGAUGGUAGAGUUGAAAUAUGUAUCAAUCAGGCUUGGGGAAGCAUCUGCUCUUCUAGCUGGAGUGUUCAAGAUGCGUUUGUAGCAUGCAAGCAGUUAGGAUACAUUGGGGGAGAAAUAAAGUCUAUCAGUUCAGGAGCUGGUCCUAUUCUUAUGUCGUAUUUAUACUGUAAUGGAGAUGAGGCAUCACUGCUUGAUUGUAAUCAUCAAUCUUGCUAUGUAUCAGGAUGCACUUCUCCUGAUGCUGGAGUUAUUUGUGAAAGGCCUUGUAACAAUGGAAGCAUCAGGAUUGACACGGACCCGUACUAUUCGUACACUCAUCUUGGAGCAGUAGAAGUAUGUAGGAACAAUACCUGGAAUACAAUAUGUAGCAAUCACUGGACAAAAACAGAAGCCAGUGUAGCCUGCUCUCAGUUGGGCUAUUCACCUUAUGGUGCAUUUGCUAGUACCUAUCAAUCCACUCAGAGCUUUUGGCCACUUGGACUUUAUAAUGUAUAUUGUAAUGGAAACGAAACUAGUAUUUGGGAUUGCUCAUAUUCUGUGACCAAUACAGUUGGAUCUAGUUGUACUCAAUCAACACAAGCUACCCUGAAAUGCCAGUCCAUAACAACUCAGUAUGUGAACUGUACUGAUGGUGAUGUAAGACUAGUAGGAGGACAAACAGAGAAUCAAGGAAGUGUGCAGAUUUGUUACAACAAUGCCUGGACAUAUUUGUGUAGUGGAUGGUAUUGGGGUACUACUGAAGCUAAUAUACUUUGUAGGCAACUAGGAUAUAAUUCUUAUGGAUCUGUGGCGUAUGGAUAUAAUUACUUUAAUGCUCCUGAAGACUCGUCAUUUGUUUAUGGAUUUCUUAACUGCUAUGGCUCUGAAACUAAAAUUCUGGACUGUUACAUGAAUUCAUAUUACUUAAGAUAUUGCUACUCUUACUAUAUAGCUGGUGUUACUUGUCAAGAUACUGAUGAAUGUCAGCAGGGAAUAUCAGGAUGUUCUCAAGUAUGUACUAACACUAUUGGCAGUUACAAGUGUAGUUGCAAUGCUGGAUAUCAACUGAGUAAUGACAGCCACACAUGUAUAGAUAUUAAUGAGUGCACUGAGGGAUUAAGCAGUUGCAAUCAAAAUUGUGUGAACACUAAUGGAAGCUAUACUUGCAGUUGUACAGCUGGUUACACAUUGAGUAGUGAUGGGUACACAUGCACUGAUUUUAAUGAGUGUAGCAUCGAUAAUGGUCAAUGCAGCAGCAUAUGUUCUAAUACUGUUGGUAGCUAUAUCUGUUCUUGUGAUUCAGGUUAUGCUUUAGAAGAUGAUGGGCAUAACUGUACAGAUAUCAAUGAGUGUCUCACUAAUAAUGGUGGCUGUAGUUAUACCUGUACAAAUACUCCAGGAAGCUACACAUGUGACUGCAGCACUGGUUACAACUUUGACCCCAUUGAAUUGAAUUGCACAGAUAUUGAUGAGUGCAGUACUGAUAAUGGUGGCUGUGAGCAAUUGUGUACAAAUACCAAUGGGAGCUUUUACUGCACUUGUAAUUCUGGCUUCCAGCUAACAAAUGGUGUCUUUUGUUCAGAUAUUAAUGAGUGCUCACAAGGAAUAUCAGGAUGUGGUCAGAAGUGUAUUAAUACUAUUGGAAGCUAUGAGUGUGAUUGUAUCACUGGAUACUACUUGUCAUCUAAUAAUCAAACAUGUCUAGAUAUUGAUGAGUGUUUAGGAGUUAAUGGUUGCAAUCAGAUAUGCGUAAAUACAGCUGGGAACUAUUACUGUGAUUGUCAGUCUGGAUAUGUCCUAAACAAUAGUCUUACUUGCAUUGAUAUUAAUGAGUGUAAUAAUUCCAGUGGAGGAUGUGCACAAAUCUGUCAAAAUACAGCAGGAUCUUAUGAUUGCUCAUGCUGGGAUGGAUACAGUUUAAAUGCUGAUAAAUAUAAUUGCUCAGAUAUCAACGAGUGUAGCUUAAAUAAUGGUGGUUGUGAACAAGUCUGUACAAAUAGUGUUGGAAAUUAUUCUUGCUCAUGUAAUUCAGGCUAUACCCUCUUGAAUGGACAGUUCUGUUCAGAUAUUAAUGAGUGCAGUGUUAAUAAUGGAGGAUGUCAGCAGACGUGUCACAAUACUGCUGGAAGUUAUUACUGCCUUUGUGGUACUGGCUUUAAUUUGGAUGCACAAAGCAAUUGCACAGAUAUUAAUGAAUGCAGUACUAACAAUGGAGGGUGUGAGCAGCAGUGUAUCAAUACAUUUGGUAGCUAUUAUUGUGCAUGUAAUAACAGCUACAUGCUCAAUCCUGACAAUCAUAUGUGUGACGACUUUAAUGAGUGUAUUUAUGGUACUCAUGGUUGUAAUCAGAACUGCACUAAUACUAAUGGAUCUUAUCUUUGUUACUGUAUGACUGGUUAUCAUCUUAUGGACAAUCAAAGAACAUGCACUGAUACAAAUGAAUGCCUUUUGAGUAAUGGUGGUUGUUCUCAGUUGUGUACUAAUAUUAUUGGCAGCUAUCAGUGCAACUGUAGGAAUGGAUAUCAAUUAAAUAUCAAUGGAAUUGAUUGUGAUGAUAUUAAUGAGUGUACUAAUGGUACUCAUCUAUGUGAACACAACUGUUAUAACACUAAUGGUAGUUAUGUCUGUGAUUGUGAACCAGGCUACCAAUUAUCAAAUGGACUAACAUGUUCUGAUAUCAAUGAAUGUGACACUAAUAAUGGAGGUUGUGCUCAAGUGUGUGUUAAUCAAGUUGGAUCAUAUUAUUGUCAGUGUAACAAUGGAUAUACUCUUGAUGAUGAUGCUCAUGGGUGUUCAGAUCAUGAUGAAUGUGUAACUGGUAUUGAUGCUUGUGAGCAAAUCUGUCACAAUUCUAACAGUUCUUACUCUUGCUCAUGUUUGUCAGGAUAUAGACUAGCCAAUAAUAGUAAAACUUGUGAUGAUAUUAAUGAAUGCUCUGAAGGAAUUUCAAGUUGUAAUCAAAUUUGUAUAAAUACUGUUGGGGGUUAUAAUUGUGACUGCUAUUCUGGUUUUGCUUUGUCCAGUGAUAAUCAUACUUGUCAAGAUAUCAAUGAGUGUGCUCUAAACAAUGGAGGUUGCUUUGAUUCAUGUGCUAAUGUGAUUGGUAGUUACCAGUGUUCUUGUAAUGCUGGUUACUCACUGGAUGCUGACAAACACAACUGCACUGAUGUCAAUGAAUGCCUAGUAGCUAAUGGCGGGUGUAUGCAGUCUUGUAUCAAUACAGCUGGC
Amphimedon queenslandica is the source of this 6852-nucleotide messenger RNA. Its product is annotated as deleted in malignant brain tumors 1 protein-like. The transcript has 47 exons. NCBI's taxonomy places the organism in Eukaryota, Metazoa, Porifera, Demospongiae, Haplosclerida, Niphatidae. The annotation marks the transcript as partial. Gene Ontology annotation, cellular component: membrane. Gene Ontology annotation, molecular function: calcium ion binding. The record is from RefSeq and is a predicted model, not a curated record.